CUUCCGCCGCUGGAAGUAAACAGAGAGCGAGGCAGGGAGGGAGCGGAGCGGCGACGCGGGCAGGACGGGACCGACCGGACGGAGGAGGCGGCGCUGGGGUCGGCUUUGGCGGAGAGAGCUGAUGUGGCCGGAGCGGAGGCGCCAGCGCGGCCCGAGCCCCGGUUAAUGCGAAGCGCAGCAGGGAGCCGCCAGAAUGAAACGAGGAAGGAAAACUAAUGAGGCCAACAGCAGUUCAUCUGAAGACACAACUGAGAAGGAAUCCAAGAGACACAAGGUUAUAGAAAAGAAAACCACAGUUGGGCAGACUCCUGACUGGGCAAACCUGCUCCAAGACAUUAUCCUGCAGGUGUUCCAGUACUUGCCGCUUCUGGAUCGUGCUCAUGCAUCCCAGGUGUGCAGGAGCUGGAACCAGGUGUUUCACAUGCCUGAUCUCUGGAGGUGCUUCGAGUUUGAACUGAAUCAACCAGCCACAUCCAACCUGAGGACUACACACCCCGAACUCAUCAAGCAGAUAAUAAAGAGGCAUUCCAACCACCUGCAGUAUGUUAGCUUCAAGGUGGACAGUAGCAAGGAAUCUGCAGAAGCAGCUUGUGAUAUUUUAUCACAGCUUGUGAAUUGCUCUCUGAAAACACUUGGGCUAAUUUCAACUGCCCGGCCAAGCUUCAUGGAUUUACCAAAGUCUCACUUUAUUUCUGCACUGACAGUGGUGUUUGUGAACUCUAAAUCUCUCUCUUCACUGAAGAUUGAUGACACACCAGUAGAUGAUCCAUCUCUCAAGGUUCUGGUGGCUAACAACAGCGACACACUCAAACUGUUGAAAAUGAGCAGUUGUCCUCAUGUUUCUCCAGCUGGUAUCCUUUGUGUGGCUGACCAGUGCCACGGCUUGCGUGAGCUGGCGCUGAACUACCACCUGCUGAGCGACGAGCUGCUGCUUGCUCUGUCUUCUGAGAAACACGUCAGGCUAGAACACUUGCGCAUUGACGUUGUCAGUGAAAAUCCCGGACAGACUCAGUUCCACACGAUUCAGAAGAGCAGCUGGGACGCUUUCAUCAAGCAUUCUCCUAAAGUGAAUCUAGUCAUGUACUUUUUCUUGUACGAGGAGGAGUUUGACCCGUUCUUUCGUUACGAGAUCCCCGUCACUCACCUGUACUUCGGGCGGUCGGUCAGCAAGGACGUGCUGGGCCGCGUGGGGCUGACGUGCCCGCGCCUGGUGGAACUGGUGGUGUGUGCCAAUGGAUUGCGGCCGCUGGACGAGGAGCUCAUCUGCAUCGCCGAGCGGUGCAAGUACCUGUCGGCCGUGGGCCUCGGGGAAUGUGAAGUCUCUUGCAGUGCCUUUGUUGAGUUUGUCAAGAUGUGUGGCGGUCGCCUCUCUCAGCUCUCUAUUAUGGAGGAAGUUUUGAUUCCUGAUCAGAAAUACAGCUUAGAGCAGAUUCACUGGGAGGUUUCAAAACAUCUUGGUAGAGUCUGGUUCCCAGAUAUGAUGCCCACUUGGUAAAGUCCUUAAAAGACUCCAGGGCGAAUGGAGUAGCACCUUAAACCCAAGCUUACCAUAUUGCAAUUUCCUGUAUAAGCUUAUUUAAUAAUAUAGAUUUUACUGCAAGUUAAUUAAUGGUUUGAUUAAAAAAAUUAUUUUUCUUUCAAAAAUUGUUUUGGAACUUACGAACCAGAAAUAGAGUUCACAGCUCCAAAACCUGUUUUCAUCCAAACAAAAUUCAGCUUUCUAUUUUAUUCUUUGUCAUUUCAAGUGACCUCAAAUUUUUGGAAAUGAAAAAAAAAUUAUUUAAAAUAUUGAAAUGUACUUGCAAAAUACCAGUUUUGAUAUGCUGUUUUUCCUUGAUUUAGAUUAGUAGUAUUGGACAUAAUCAUAUUUGUUCUUAAAAAGCCAAACAAAACCCCACCAAAAUUGCAUGCUUUUGUUGCAGACUGUAGCAUUUCUAAGUCCAGUCACCUCGAUGACAAGAUGGCUAUGAUAAGAAGUAUUUAGUAGCCCUUAAAAUAUACACAUUCUGUUAAGUCAUAAAGGCAAGAGCAAUACACUAUAAUAAGUUUAGACAUCUAAAGCAGUAAGUUUACCACCUUAUUCAGCAGAUUAUUACAUCCAUCUAAAAUGUAUUUAGAGCGCUAAUGACCAGUAGUGUGAGCUACCAAAAGCGGUGUGGGGUUUUUUCCACCCUCUAUGCAUUUUAAUGUAGUUUGCUUAUGGGGUCUCAGAUCUGCGUCUAAACCUGUUUUAAGGUAUUUUAUGUCUAGCUCAGGAAGCGAAAGCAUUCUGGGGAAAAAUGUAGAUACAUUGUAUUUAAAACCACACUGGAGUUAAUGAGCUUUUCUUGCACAUUAACCGGUUUGGCAGCAUACGGCCAGAUGGAAUAAUGUAUGGUUUGUGAAAUGAACCCAGCAAUGUUAUUCUGAUGACGUGGGUGUGAGCAGUUGGAGGUGAGAAAGGUAAAAGUUGAAUGUUGACCAAGAACCUUUUCACAAAACCUUAGACCUUUUGGCUGCUUUCAGUUUGACAGAAAUGAUGUUGGAACAGUUGCUUACGCUGUAUAAACUAACUGUAUACUGUAAAUCUGUUUCAGAAAUGUUUAUGUAUAAAGUGGAUGUUUGAUAGAUAAUAAUUUUUGUAUACCUUUAA
Oenanthe melanoleuca is the source of this 2632-nucleotide messenger RNA. RefSeq names its product F-box and leucine rich repeat protein 3 (gene FBXL3). The coding region runs from base 194 to 1495 and encodes 433 amino acids. Gene Ontology annotation, cellular component: SCF ubiquitin ligase complex; cytosol; nucleus. Lineage: Eukaryota; Metazoa; Chordata; Aves; Passeriformes; Muscicapidae. The record is from RefSeq and is a predicted model, not a curated record. Gene Ontology annotation, molecular function: protein binding. The transcript has 5 exons. Gene Ontology annotation, biological process: entrainment of circadian clock by photoperiod; G2/M transition of mitotic cell cycle; regulation of cell cycle.